AUGGUGAGAGGAGUGAUCCCGCGGUUCACGACCACAUGUGCUCGCAUUUCCCGGGCAGCGAGACAGCGCAACCCUGGAAAAAUGCGUGUGCUGGUCUCCUCUUAUUUUCAGCCUAUUGGGAGAAGUGCUAAAUUGGUGCGUUUUAUGGAUCACAGGAUGCGCUGUGUUCUUCAGGACAGCCGUGUUUUCAUUGGAACUUUAAAAGCUUUCGACCGGCAUAUGAACUUGAUUCUUUGUGACUGUGAUGAAUUCAGGACGUUGAAAUCAAAGAAUUCCAAGAAGGGAGAACGGGAAGAAAAAAGGUCGCUUGGACUUGUGUUGCUUCGAGGAGAGACACUUGUAACAAUGACUGUGGAAGGGCCUCCUGUGAGAGAGGUUGGCAUUUCCAGAGUUGCAGUUCGUGGUCCUGGUGUUGGCAGAGCAGCAUUGAGAGGAAUACCUGUCAGUAUAUCAAUGAUCCAGAUACCUACAGGUCUAGCUGGACCAGUAAGGGGGGUUGGCGGUCCCUCACAAGAGGUAAUGACACCUCGGGCUGGAGAAUGUGGAGGUGUACCUGCUCCUAGUUUUUCUGCUGCCCCUCAACCCCACAUACUAAUGAGAGGGGUCCCACCUCUUGUGAAUCUUGUGGAAGCAAGAGCAGGCUUUCUGGGACUGCCACCUCCUGGCUUGAGAUUUCCAUCUGGACUCUCAAUGGGGAUGCCUUCAGCCAGAGGAGUUCCCAUGGGAAUGCUGCCAGGAAUUAGACCACCAAUGUUGCCCAGGAUGAGAGGUCUAUUGGUUUAUCCCCAAGGUUUCCCUGGAUCACGAACAAAUCCUCCAAGGCCUUAG
Amblyraja radiata (thorny skate) is the source of this 828-nucleotide messenger RNA. Its product is annotated as small nuclear ribonucleoprotein-associated protein B-like. Gene Ontology annotation, cellular component: U4 snRNP; catalytic step 2 spliceosome; cytoplasm. Gene Ontology annotation, biological process: mRNA splicing, via spliceosome. The record is from RefSeq and is a predicted model, not a curated record. The coding region runs from base 1 to 828 and encodes 275 amino acids. The transcript has 7 exons. Gene Ontology annotation, molecular function: snRNP binding; RNA binding. Lineage: Eukaryota; Metazoa; Chordata; Chondrichthyes; Rajiformes; Rajidae.